This is a messenger RNA of Penicillium arizonense, 2010 nucleotides long. RefSeq names its product ankyrin repeat domain-containing protein. Lineage: Eukaryota; Fungi; Ascomycota; Eurotiomycetes; Eurotiales; Aspergillaceae. Gene Ontology annotation, molecular function: protein binding. Bases 1 to 2010 code for a protein of 669 amino acids. The transcript has 5 exons. The record is from RefSeq and is a predicted model, not a curated record.
AUGACGGACGUACAACGAAUUGGAUUUACAAAGCUCUCGGGUGAGAACGGCACUGAGAACAGGGAGUAUCGGGUAAAUAUCAUCUUGGUGCAUGGCUUGAGAGGACACCCGAGGGAGACAUGGGAAGCCGCCGCAGAGUCAGACGAACAAAAGACUCGCAGGUUUUGGUCCAAGUCUAAGCCGCCCAACUCGAACACUGCCGAAGUUCCCAACAAAGUAAUACCUGCCAAGGGAUUCUGGCCACGGGACUUCCUGGCGAGAGAUAUUCCUGAUGCGAGAGUAUGGACGUACGGCUAUAACGCGGACGUAAUAGAGGGCAUAUUCGAAUCCAACAACCAGAACAGUAUUUCGCAGCACGGUCAAGAUCUUGCAGUGUGUUUCGAGCGAGAGAUUGACAACAAGCGCACAGCCUUGGCGGUAUCAUUACUAAAGAUGUCCGUUGGUGGUACCUUUAAGCACUUGAAGUUGAUAUAUAAGGGCUUACGUGGUCAACAGGCGAUAAGAAGAUCGGAGGCGUGCCGCGAGCGAACGAAAUUGAUUGUCUUCCUGGGUACACCCCAUCGCGGGAGUAGUUAUGCACCAUGGGGUGCGAUUGCAGCGAAUAUGGCCAUUGUUACGCUACACGAUCCCAACAAAAAGAUCGUUAAGUCACUCGAACCUAACAGCGAAGUGCUGGACAACAUCCAUGAGGACUUCAAGAACAUUAUAACUACGUCUAUGAUUAAAAUACACUCGUUCCAAGAGGCGCGAGGAAUGACGGGCUUCAAGGGAGUACACAAUAAGGUGGUAGACGGCUUUUCCGCCAAGCUCGAUCUACCAAGAUCAAUAGAAACCGUCGAGAGUAUUGACGCAAAUCAUGUGCAAAUGGCUCGGUGUAGCGAUAGGGCAGAUUCACGGUACAAGAAGAUAUUUGGUGACCUUAAGCAUUUCAUUCACAGUGGUAUUCUUGACAGCCAUGGAACUGGACCUCAUAACUCGCUUUGCACAGAGCAGCCUGUUCAGUCAUGGAGAAAAGCGAUGGGCCAUACCCCAAACGCUCGAGCCAGUUCCACUCUAAGCUCCUUGGUGCAAACACCAGCUGAAGAAACUUCUGAAGGCGUGAGCAACGAGCACGGAAAGGAUGCUGCUAGCAACGUGGUUGACUACGUUGAAAGCGAGGCCUCCAUGAUUUUUGACGUCAUAAUACAAGGAGAUUUCCAGGCCGUCAAGCGGUUUUUAAGGCACUUGGGUAAAGAUAAUGUCAAUGCCACAUGGCAGCCUCAAACGCGAAAAGUCCUGCCGCUUCAUUUUGCUGCAAUGCUAGGAAAGACCGAGAUCGUUCGAUUGCUCCUUCAAAACGGUUCCAAUCCCAUGAUACGUGCAGGUACUGGAGAUACUGCUUUGCAUUUUGCCGUUAGGCAAGACCAUAUCGACACGGUGUAUGAGAUACUUGGACGGGAUGAGUAUGGCCAACUUCUAUAUCCGCCCGAAGACAGCAUCAACAGGAUAAUGCCCGAAGGAGCAACCGCAUUAACAUUCGCUGUCUACAAAGAGUCUGCGAAGAUGGUGCAAAUACUACUUGACGCUGGUGCGGACCCGGAUGCGUGCGGUCCAUCUGGUGUAACGCCAUUGCUCACCGCAGCAUCCAGAAGCCUUGAUGAUAUCCUUGUUAUUCUGUUAGAUGCUGGUGCAAAUCCCAACAGUGCUACAGUUGAGGGUAUCACACCGAUUCAUGCGGUAAACACUUCUCGCUCAGCUCAGAACCUUAUAGCUGCUGGGAGUGACCUGUCCGCCAAGAUCUACCAAAAAAACAAAUACAACUUCCCUGUUGGAGCAACACCACUCAGGGUCAUUGUUGACACUGGCAAAUCGGACAUUGUCAAAGUACUGGCGAGAAGUUGCACUCGCGAACAAUUUCAUGUCAAGGCUUUUGAUGGGAAAUCUGCACUGGAAGCUACAAUCAGGCCAUACCGGCCGGAGCUGUCAUCCAUUCUCACCGACGCUUUAGAGGAUCUGUCAACGUAUGGCUAA